UUAUGCAUCAUUUGAAUAGAUGCCAGUACUUGUCGUUGUCAUAUGCGCAGAUGCAAACAUUUUGAGGAACAAAACCUUUAUUAUUCAAAACUAAAAGACUGUUGAAAGGCGGGAUUUUGUGUACCCUAGUAGUGUUGAUCCAGAAAAAUAUCAGAACUGAAUAUUUAUAAGAUACCUAGAAAGAAAAAAGUCAUGAAUCCUGAUCGGAUCCGAAGAGGAACAACUUACUCAGAAAAUAAUUUAAUUGCCGCUUGCGCAGCCGUACGUAAAGGCCAAAAAUUGCGGGAAAUUUGUCGACAAUACGGUGUUCCUAAGUCAACUGUGCUGGACCGGAUUAAGGGUCGUGUAAAAAUGGACGAGAAAUGUCGUAUGGGACCGGAUCCUGUAUUAUCUGCCAAUAUUGAGGACAAAAUUGUAACAUGGUUAACGACAUUAGCGAAGUGUGGAUUUCCUUUGAAAAAAGAAGAAUUACUAGAUGCUGUUCAAAAAAUCGUUCAAGACUGCAAUCUGAAAACCCCAUUUAAAAAUGGACGUCCCGGUCAAAAAUGGUUUUCUGGAUUUCUUAAACGGCACCCCGAAUUGGUAAUGAAAGCAGCUGAAUCAUUGGAUUCUUCGAAAGCCAAGAUCACCAAAGAAAACAUAAAGUCAUGGUUUCAUAAACUAAAAAUAUUUUUAAGAAAAUCUGAGUGUAUUGAUUUACUAGAAGACCCGAGCCGCAUAUUUAACGCUGACGAAACAGGCUUCAGCCUUUGUCCUAAAUCAGGAAAAGUAUUAGGUCUGAAAGGGCGAAAUGUAUAUAAUGUAAAAAAAGGAAACGAGAAGGAAAAUCUAACGGUUCUGAUAACAAUCACGGCCGAUGGCAGAAUAUGUCCACCUGUUGUUGUGUUUCCUUAUGUGCGGCCGCCAAAGGCAGUUGUUGACAGUAUGCCUGAAAAUUGGAUUUUAGGAAAAUCUCAGUCGGGCUGGAUGCGCUCCGAUGUAUUUUUUGAGUUUGUUGCCAAUGGCCUCAAUAAUUGGGUGACGGAACAAAAUAUACCUAAGCCCAUUCUACUUUUAGUGGAUGGUCAUCGCUCUCAUUCAUCUAUGGAGCUGAGUAGAUUUUGUGACGAAAAUCAAAUUAUUCUUUAUGCCUUGCCUGCAAAUACUACACAUAUAAUCCAGCCAGCAGAUGUCUCAGUAUUUCGGCCAAUGAAAGAAUAUUGGCGACAAUAUGUGAGGGAAUGGCAAUCAGAACAAAACAAAGUUGUUACAAAAAGUGAAUUUUGUCCAAUAUUGAAGAAGGUUCUGGAACACUCGAGCAUGCAUACAAAUAUAAAAAACGGAUUCAGAGCUUGUGGUCUUUAUCCUUUCGAUCCAGAGGCUCCAGACUAUAGCAAGUGUGUACAGAAUACGCUAGAAAAUAUUCACAAAGAUAUCGAUUAUGGAGAAAGUGUGAAUUAUAAUACGAACAUAGUGCCACAAGAUAUAACAAGUACGGAAAAAGUAAUAAAAAUUUUAAAACCGGAUCUACAGCAAGUAGGCAUCGAUGUAGGUGUAAUAUUGGACAUGAUAAAAAACUUGAAGAUAGGUAAAGCUGAACAAAAAACCGAAAAUUCUGAGAUGGUAGAAGAUGAAUAUACAGCAGAGGCUGACAAUUUCAGACUUGAUGGAUUCUUGAAAGAAGUUUCGGAUGAAAACAUCGUAGAAGCUGAGGAUUCGAUAAACUUUGAUGAAAUUUCGGAUCAAGCAACAGAAGGAAAUCAGAUUAUUAUUUUAGAAAAUUACUUAUUCCAAAGCUCGAUAGAUUAUCAAAACCCUCAGCCAUCAACUUCCAAUCUUCAAAUAUGGGAAACCAAAGACGCCCAAGAAACUACUGAAAUCGACGUUGGCGGAACAACUAAAGAGAUGGCUGAUAAAAAUAUCGAGGAAAAACCGAAAUAUAAGACAGAAGUUGAAUUAGCUUUUCGAAAGCACUUGAGAUUCCCAAAACCUUUCGAAAAGAAAAUAAAAACUAACAAAGUUGAGUUUCCCAGUGCAAUUUCAUCCAAAGAAUGGAGGAAAUACUAUGAGGAUAAAUCCAGGCAAAAAGAAGAGAAAGAAAAUUUAAAGAAGAAAAGAGCAUAUGGAAAGAGAAAAAUGGAAAAAGAAGUUGAUCGAAAUAAAAGGAAUAAAACAGCAUUAACUACGAAUACUUCGAACAUAGAGACUGAAAAAAAAACAUGUACAAUUUGUGAAAAACAUUUAGAGAGUGAUGCCGAGAAUGAAAAUGAAAAAAAAAUUGGUUGUGAUAUUUGUCCCAGGUGGUUUCAUUUUGGUUGUAUAAAAUACAAUGAUCUAAGUUAUUCUGAUGCUCAACAUCAAGUUUUUUUUUGUGAUUUUUGUGAUCAAUCUUGAGAUUUAAAACUGCCCUUUCACAGAAUAAAUAUUUCGUUAGUUUUUUCUAUAGUUUUAUACUUAUUGUUAUUUUCAUUCAAAAUGUUUAUAUUCAGUAUUAUGAUAUUUAUUAUUGCCGAAGAAGUUUAUUUCAGAUUAAAAUAAUGUGAAUCAAAAAUGUGUGAGAGCUGCAGAU
Molecule: messenger RNA, 2548 nt
Organism: Coccinella septempunctata (seven-spotted ladybird)
Lineage: Eukaryota; Metazoa; Arthropoda; Insecta; Coleoptera; Coccinellidae
Product: CENP-B homolog protein 2-like
Exons: 2
Coding region: 193-2373 (726 amino acids)
Cellular component (GO): nucleus
Molecular function (GO): DNA binding
Source: RefSeq, a predicted model, not a curated record